CUCAGAAAUCGUCAACAUGAAUAACGACAGCACAGAGAAGCAGACCUCAGCGGCGGAGGUCGAGGCGCAGCCCACCUCCAUGGGUGGACCUGGUUACGAUGUCGGCGAGAAGGUCGACUACGACAGGGCGGGCGCCAUCGAGGCCGAGGAGGUCGAACAUAAUAUGACUGUGCUCCAGGCUGUCAAGGCCUAUCCCGCUGCCAGCUGGUGGGCAUUCGUGAUGUCAUGCACUAUUAUCAUGGAAUCAUAUUGUGUUUUCUUGAUGGGACAGUUCAUAGCCACAGCUCAAUUUGCCCGUGACUUUGGUGUAUACACCGAAAAAACACAGGAGUGGAUUAUCGAAGCUCCAUGGCAGUCAGCAUUCCAGUGUAGCGGGCCAGUCGGUGCCUUCAUCGGUGUAUUUAUCGCUGGUCCCAUUACCAGUUGGAUUGGAUAUCGAUGGGCGACCAUUGGCGGUCUCAUGUUCUUGAACGCCUUCAUCUUGAUCUUCUAUUUCGGCAACAGCCAAGGAAUGUUUUUGGCGUCCCAGAUCCUGGAAGGCAUCCCGUGGGGCAUUUUUAUCGCCAAUGCACCCGCCUACUGUGCCGAAAUUGUGCCAAUGCGAUUGAGAGCUCCAGCGACACAGAUGUUACAGAUGUUCUGGGCGAUUGGUGCGAUCAUAGUCGGCGGUAUCACUUACCACUACCAAUCCAAGCCUGACUCGUCAUCCUACAGAGUUCCUAUUGCACUGCAGUGGAUGUUUCCUACUCCCCUAGCUAUCCUACUCUUCAUUGCGCCUGAAUCGCCCUGGUGGCUCGUACGGCAGGGCCGUCUGGCUGAGGCAGAGAAGGCCGUCAAGCGCCUUGGACGCGCGAGUGCAACUGAUAAUCCCGCCGACGCAGUCGCAAUGAUGCGUCGCACGAUCGAACUCGAGAAGACUGAGAAGAAGCCCAGUCUCGUUGAAUUGUGGAGAGGCACCGAUCUCUACCGCACAUUGAUUGUGUGCGGUGUAUACGCAUCUCAGAAUCUGACGGGCAAUCUGAUUGCUAACCAAGCGGUUUACUUUUUCAAACGUGAGCUCGGCCAUUUCCUACAACCUCAUAGCCCACUAACACCAGCUCAGAGGCCGGUAUGGCAGACAACACCGCAUUUGCACUUGGCCUCAUCACCUCUGCCCUCCAGGCGGUAAUGGUCAUGCUCUCUUGGAUCCUCACCACAUAUCUCGGCCGACGCACCAUCUAUGUCUAUGGUCAAUUCAUCAACUGUGCAUUCUUGAUCCUGCUCGGUAUUGCGGCUUCAGUUGGAGCUAGUAAGGCGGCUAGCAAUGCGCAAGCAUCACUUGGCUUGAUCGUCUCCGUUCUGUUCUGCUUGGGACCCGCCCCUGCCUCAUGGGUCAUCAUCGGCGAGACAUCUUCCGUUCGUCUCAGGCCACUGACAACUGGUAUUGGACGAGGUGCCUACUACGUGGUCAAUAUUCCUUGCAUCUUCCUUUCCAGCUACAUGCUCAACACCGAUAAGUGGAACCUGGGCGGCAAGAGCGGCUACAUCUGGGCUGGUACCGCCUUUAUCUGCACCUCCAUGGCUUGGCUCUGGGUUCCGGAGAUGAAGAACAGAUCCUUCCGUGAGAUCGACAUUCUCUUCCGGCGUCGUGUCCCGGCUCGCAAAUGGAAGCAGACGGUUGUCGAUAUCCGCGAUGAUGAGUAGAUGGAAGUUACUGCUCGGAGAAGCCUUAGAGGUACUGCUUGUGCAGUAAUGGGUGGCAGAGAUCACUUCCUUACUCGAUAUUUACAAGUAAUUGUCUUCAAGAUGAGUUGGAGGGUGAUGACCACGGCGGAGUGUACUGCAGCUAUAGUACUCGGCUCGCUUUUUGUAUAACUGAUUUGAGAGGCUAAUACCACGUGAAUCGUGAUUCUGACAGAGCUGGAUAGCCGAGUCUGGUUUAUUUCAUAUAAAUGCCUGUAAUC
Messenger RNA from Aspergillus melleus, 1943 nucleotides. RefSeq lists its product as uncharacterized. The transcript has 3 exons. The record is from RefSeq and is a predicted model, not a curated record. Gene Ontology annotation, molecular function: carbohydrate:proton symporter activity. Gene Ontology annotation, biological process: transmembrane transport; carbohydrate transport. NCBI's taxonomy places the organism in Eukaryota, Fungi, Ascomycota, Eurotiomycetes, Eurotiales, Aspergillaceae. Bases 17 to 1168 code for a protein of 383 amino acids. Gene Ontology annotation, cellular component: membrane.